This is a messenger RNA of Ictidomys tridecemlineatus (thirteen-lined ground squirrel), 4683 nucleotides long. The record is from RefSeq and is a predicted model, not a curated record. Lineage: Eukaryota; Metazoa; Chordata; Mammalia; Rodentia; Sciuridae.
CCCAGCUACCUCCGCCUGGGGAUCUGCCAUUUGGGGCUAAAUUGACUGCUUAGAGGAGCUGACGCCUGGCCUGCUGAUUUGAAAAGAGAUAUGGUGAAGGAAAGCCACUGAUGGCCGCAUGUCUCCAGCUGCCAGGGAGUAGAGGAAUUUACCUAUGACUUUGUCAUAGGCUGGCCACAAAGCAAGAAAUUCAACUGUGUGGAAGACAAUGACUUGUACACUUUUGUUCUUCUGUUUGGUGUUUCUUUUGCCCACAGAGUCCUGUAAGAUAUUAAGUCAGGCUGCCAACAAAAACACGGAGAAGGUGCCUGCCAGGCCACAUGGUGUAUGUGAUGAUGUCUGUAUGGACAAUUCCCAUUGCAGCCAACCUUGCCCUCCAGGCACUGAGGGAAAUAUAGGAUUUUCAUGCAGGAAAAACAAAUGGUACAAAGUUACUGAUACCUGCCGGACUCUUAAUGCCUUCAACAUCUUUGAGGAGGACUCAUAUUUAGCUAAACCAUUUGGAGAAACCAUAAGAAUAAAUGAAUAUUCUGGAAAAUCUGAGACCAUAACAGAUAUGUUGAUGCAAAAGUGUCCAAAAGAUUUGUCUUGUGUGAUUAAAAACAUUAAGCGGUCUCCCCGGAUACCAGGAAACAUCGCUGUCAUUGUACAGCUCUUACACAACAUUUCAACAGCUCUGCUGACAGAUGUUGAUGAGGCAAAGAUGAAGAGUUACAGCACCAUGGCCAACCACAUUCUUAACAGCAAAAGCAUUUCAAACUGGACCUUCAUUCCUGAGAGAAACAGCAGCUGUGUUCUGCUUCACUCAGUCAAUUCCUUUGCAAGAAAGCUUUUUGUAAGUAAACAUCCCAUUGACAUAUCAGACGUCUUCAUUCACACCAUGGGCACCACCAUUUCUGAAGACAACACAGGAAAGAAUUUCACUUUUUCCAUGAAAGUUAAUGACACUGGCAAUGAAGUUACCGGGAGGGUGUUGAUUAGUCAAGAAGAACUUCAGAAGGUGCCUUCCCCUUCUCAGAUCAUCAGCAUUGCAUUUCCAACUCUUGGGGCCAUCUUGGAAGCCAGUCUUUUGGAAAGUGUCACUGCAAAUGGGCUUGUUCUGUCUGUCAUUUUGCCCAAGGAACUUAAAAGAAUCUCACUGAUUUUCGAAAAGAUCAGCAAGUCAGAGGAAAGGAAGACACAGUGCGUUGGCUGGCACUCCCUGGAGAGCAGAUGGGACAGGCAGGCCUGUAAAAUGAUUCAAGAAAACUCCCAGCAAGCUGUUUGCAAAUGUUGGCCAAGCAAGUUGUUUACCUCUUUCUCAAUUCUUAUGUCACCUCAGACCUUGGAGAGCCCAACUCUGAUUUAUAUCACAUACAUAGGCCUGGGCAUUUCGAUUCUCAGCCUGAUCCUUUGCUUGUCCAUCGAGGCCUUGGUGUGGGGUCAAGUGACGAAGACCGAGAUCUCAUACUUACGCCAUCUGUGUAUCGCUAACAUUGCGGCCACCUUACUGAUGGCUGAUGUGUGGUUCAUUGUGGCUUCCUUUCUCAGUGGUUCAGUGACACACCACAAUGGGUGUGUAGCAGCAACAUUUUUUGUUCAUUUCUUUUACCUUUCUGUGUUUUUCUGGAUGCUUGCCAAGGCACUCCUCAUCCUCUAUGGAAUUCUGGUUGUUUUCCAUACACUGCCCAAGUCAGUCCUGGUGGCAUCUCUCUUUUCAGUGGGCUAUGGGUGCCCUUUGGUCAUUGCUGUUAUUACAGUUGCUGUCACGGAGCCUGGCAAAGGCUACCUACGGCCAGAGGCCUGCUGGCUUAACUGGGACACCACCAAAGCCCUCUUGGCCUUUGUGGUCCCAGCUCUGGCCAUUGUGAUAGUCAACCUGAUCACGGUCACACUGGUCAUCACCAAGACCCAGCGAGCUGCCAUUGGCAGUUCCAUGUUCCAGGAAGUGAGAGCCAUUGUGAGAAUCAGUAAGAACAUCGCCAUCCUCACACCACUGCUGGGUCUGACCUGGGGAUUCGGAAUAGCCACAGUCAUUGAUGACAGCUCCCUGGCCUUCCACGUUAUCUUCUCCCUGCUCAACGCAUUCCAGGGCUUCUUCAUCCUGGUGUUUGGAACAAUACUGGACCCGAAGAUAAGAGAAGCCUUAAAGGGUCGAGUGAACUCUGUGAAAUGGAUCGCCAGAAUAUCAGAGGACCUUUCUUCUGAAUUCUCUUGUCAACCCACCAAAGGGCCAAGCUAACAAACUACAUGCAUUCCUAACUCAGGAGGUUGUUCAUUCCAGGAAUGGCAGACCCGAAAGAAGAAAUGUGCUUAUUCCUGUCUUCUUGCCACCAGAGAGAAUGAAGGAAACCUCACGCCGUGGAGCUGUCAGAGGAGGGCACGAAAUGUGCGGAGGAUGGAAGUCCUUCUUCUGAGUUGUUCUGUGCUACUGAAUACGUCUUGCCCAUGAACCAUAUAUAUACAGAUGUGACUCCUUUGGUCAUAAGCCAAGUGAAAAUCAUAGAGUUUGAAUCAGAAAGAAAAAACAAAACAAAACAAAACCCUAUUUCAAGUCAAGGAGGCAGAAGCCUGGAGUUGUGAGCACAGCUAAUCAAAGGUUGAGCCAGAGGCAGAAGCCCAAGUCUGUGGACUCCCAGUUCUUGACUUUCUCUCCAAGAUCAGGUAGCCACUGAAGGGCUUUCUGUUUAUACUUUCUGUCACCAACACUGUAUAUUUGAAGCCUGUGAUGGGGAAAGGGAAUAUCAUAUUUCAAGGUCAAAGCUGCUCAUUUUCUUAACUUUGUAUGUAAACAAAUUUAACCUUCAAACCAGGUGUUGCUUGAUAGAGAACAAUGUUAUAGGUAGAAGCCCCUUUACAGAGUAAGUGCAUUGCCAGCUGCCGCAGGAGAAAACCAAGGAACAGUGGAUGAUCCCAAUUAUCUCACCAAGAAGCCAGUGUUAUUGAUGUUCCAGUAGAAAUGGGAAUGUGAGGCUCGCUUUGUGCACGAGUAGUGUCUCUUUAUUUCUGGUUUGUUUUUUUUUUUUGCUCCAAGGAAUCUUCCUCUAAGUGAGAAGUUUGAGAAGGCAAAGGAAUAAUAAAGAGAUUCAUCAGAAGGUAGAAAAAAUGCAUCAACCCGGAGAAAGAAUGAUCUUACAAGAGGCAUUGCUUAUAUUGGGACAACAAUAGCAUUCUUCUCAAAUGGAGUCAGAAAGUGGUUUGAAUUUGUCUUUUAACAAUAGACCUGAAGAGACUUUUUAAGAGGAGGUGAGAUAGGCAUAGCCCUGAUUUUUCUCAGUGCACAGAAAUUAGGCAUCAAGAAAUGCCACUUAUCCAGAGUCAAUAUAUUGAGGCAAAGAUGGAAUCUUAUAAAGCCAAGUAGUUAGAUGACUGUAAAUCUGGACAGACUUUAGAAAAGGCGAAAUCUUAUUGCCUCAUUUUACAGCUGAGGAUUCUGAGUACAGGGACAGAAGGAGGGAUUAGCCUGUUGUUUGUAUCAUGCAUUAAGCAGUCACAGCUGGUAUGAAAACACUACAGUGUACUCACUUCUGGAGAUAGGAUAUUGGGAAACAUACCCCACCAUGCUCAUCAUUAAACCAAGAAAGGCCAGUGGAUGGUACAAGAAACUACAGAAUUAUUUGGGGACUCUGUGAAGAAGUUGUGCUCACUCUUCUGCAGCCCCAAACUACUCUGUACCAUCUUAGAAAAUGUCGAGGAACUGCAUGGGAUAGGUUGGCUCCUGAUGACCUUGACAGGGAUACAUGCAGUAUCCUGCUUACACCUCACAAAGGGGAUGACUUGGUCAGGUGGACCAAGGAGAAAUUGGUGCUAACACUGCGUAAGGCAGACUCAUGGGUAGAGUACUUUAUUUAUGGCCAUCCUUGGGAAAGUCAUUUAUAUUCCUUAGACUACUUUUCUGUAAAUUGAAGAUAAUAAAACCUACCUCAGAGGAUUACUGUAAAGAUUAAAUGUACAAAUGCAGGUAUUUAGAAUAGUACUUGGCAAAUAUUAAUUGCUCAUCAAAUGUUGAUUUUUUAAAAGAGUACUUGUGAAAAUGUGUACACAUACAAACACACGUAACACAAAAAAUGUAUAGCUCUGCUCUUUGCAUGAGAUUGGAUGUAGAUAUGCCCACAGGAACUAGUUGACUGACUGUUAAAUAAAAGAGUCAAGCAUUCAAUUUGGUCUGUUCAAUGUUAGAGUUAUCAGUCAACAAAAUCUGCUGAGUUUACUACCAUAGAAUGAGCCUUUUAUCCAGUGCUACUCUGAUAAUGAUACAUGGUUCCCUGCCUUGGAAACAAGAGUGUGUGGCACAGGGCUCUAAGCCCUGUCCUUGUCUAAGGUUAGCUUCACUUUCUUUUUUUCCGGAGAAGUAUUCCCUGAUUGGUCUAACCAGAAAUGCUGAUCCUCCUUCCUUAAUGUUUUAUGUGAUUUAUAACCUGUCCCAUUCACUUUACAUCGGUAUAUAUUGUGUUAUAUUGUUUACUUUGAGUCCUUUAUGUGCAUAAAUUUUCUUUCCCAGAUGAGACUGUAAAACCUUGUUGCUCACUGUGUUACCUACUUUCACAUGCUUAUAGAGCAGAGCAAGGUGCUUUGUAUAUAGAAUGUGUUCACUAAAUAUGUAAAGUCCUUUGGUUACACAACCUCUUGAUACUGGUUUUUCCAAAUCUCAAAUGACCUAGUGCUUAACUAGUGACCUAAAUAAAUCUGACCUAUUUCAACAAA